Molecule: messenger RNA, 204 nt
Organism: Protopolystoma xenopodis
Lineage: Eukaryota; Metazoa; Platyhelminthes; Monogenea; Polystomatidea; Polystomatidae
Source: the annotation of a GenBank genome assembly
GAGGUGCUGGCAAGGCCUAUUCCAACCUACCGACGCGUUGAAUAUCGACACCGAGACCCUGAGCCAAGACGGGAUGGACUUGAAGGCGCCGAAAGCUCGCGAACUGACAAACCUCUUGCAGCGGAGCAUGGUUCUCCAGGACCGGCUGGAGACAGCAAAGAGGCGCUUAUCGCUCGACCAGCGCCGAGACCUGACUUCGGGUAA